Messenger RNA from Ixodes scapularis (black-legged tick), 4506 nucleotides. Its product is annotated as multidrug resistance-associated protein 1-like. The record is from RefSeq and is a predicted model, not a curated record. Gene Ontology annotation, molecular function: ATP binding; ABC-type transporter activity; ATP hydrolysis activity. Lineage: Eukaryota; Metazoa; Arthropoda; Arachnida; Ixodida; Ixodidae. Gene Ontology annotation, cellular component: membrane. The coding region runs from base 1 to 4350 and encodes 1449 amino acids. Gene Ontology annotation, biological process: transmembrane transport. The transcript has a single exon.
AUGGCACCUUUCUGCACUUCGCCCUUGUGGGACUGGAACUAUACGUGGUACUCGAAGUACCCGAGGCUGACAUCAUGCUUCGAGUCUACUGUGCUCACCUACACGCCGGCAAUUCUCCUAAUGCCAUUCGGUCUCCUCCAGUUGCUCGUGCAAAGGCGGAAGGAACAGUCCCUGUAUCGUCAACCAUUCUCCUGGACUCCUUUAAGCCUGUCCAGGUUCAUCGCAAGUGUUCUGUUGACCUUCACCUACGCCUUAUCACUCAUGUACAAGCUGACACUUGGAGAAUCAUCGGGGUCAUCGGUGACUGCGGACCUUGUGUAUUGCGUGACAUUUGCCAUCGCCAUGCAAGUUCAGGAAAAGGAUCGAAAGAACGGAAUUGGAUCUUCGAUGCUGCUGUUUUGCUUCUGGUCGGUGACCACUGUCUGCAAGCUCCCCGAGUGCCUCCGCCACAUGACGGAAGCCUUUACGUCGGACACUAAUUUAUCUAACUUCUAUAAACUAGAGCUCGCUGUGUGGGCUUCAUCGUAUCCAAUAAUACUUUUCCAGUUGUUCCUGUCUUGCUGGACGGACGCCAGACAAGACGAAAAAAGACCAUAUCUUACCGCUCCUCCCGUGUCCUUCCUUCUCUUCGGUUGGUUGACUGAUCUCAUUCUUAAAAGAUCACAGCGCAGUUUACAGCUUGAGGAUCUUUACAGCGUUCCACAAGACAUGAUGACUCGGCAAAGCCACAGUAAGUGGAAUACAAUUUGGAUGAAAGAACUGCAUUCAGCUGGAUACGUACCAGAGGUCGGAUCCUGUGUUGUCACUGGAACGUUAACUUUAUUGCUUAGGUCACUGUGGAAAGUGUAUUGGAAGCCUGUUGUAAUUUCCUGCAUCCUCGCUACACUACGAGUGGUACUGAAAAUCAUCCCUGCACUUUUGUUACAUUUGCUGAUGGGCUACAUGAGCGGAAGCGAUCCUACGUGGAAAGGAAUUUUGUAUGCGAUCGGGAUUGUAAGUGCCAACUUUGGGUCGAGACUGCUUGGUGUCCACAUCGAGAAGACACUCACGUUUACCGGGCUAAAUAUGAAAACUGUCAUGGUGGCAGCCAUUUAUAGAAAGAUGCUUCGACUUUCCAGUGAGUCGCAGAGGGAGUACACAAUAGGCGAGUUAGUCAACCUUAUUUCUGUUGACGCGGAUCAGAUCUUGAAGCUUAGUAUUAGUUUUGGCUUUGUGGCCUCGGGAGCUCCACUCAUCGUUGUCGCAGUAAUUAUUUUGUGGCAGUUCAUUGGAGGGGCCUGCCUCGCUGGCGUUGCUGUAAUGCUCGUUAUACUUCCCCUGACGGCACUAGUGGUCAGCACUGGAAACAAGUACCAGAAAGAUCAAAUGGGGUUAAAAGACAAAAGGCUCAAUUUUGUAGCAGAGAUUUUGAGCAGCAUGAAAGUUUUGAAGCUGUUCGCUUGGGAAAAUAUCUUUACGAACAAGUGCACGUCUUUAAGGUUGGCAGAGAUGGUUCUGCUCAAGAAAUAUUCAUACAUGACUGCGCUUAAUUUCUUUCUCUUUGGUUGCUCGGCAUCUAUGGUGGCUUUAGCGAGCUUCGUGACCUUUGUCUUGAUCAGUGAUAGCCACAUUCUCGACCCAAGUACUGCGUUUGUGUCAUUGACAUUGUUUGAUUGUAUGCAGUACCCUAUGUUUUUGAUUCCAGCGUUCAUAUCCAAUGUGGUUCAGACGAGAGUUUCAAUUAUGAGGAUUCAAAGGUUUCUGCUAUCGUCUGAAGUAAAGGAAUGUUCGGUCGGUCGACAACUUAAGGAAGGCGAUGCGGUGUCCGUGAAAAAUGGAACCUUUUCUUGGUUCAGCCAUAAAACCCCGGUGUUGAACAACAUUAACGUCACCGUCAAGACCGGUCAACUAAUCGCAGUCGUCGGUCCCGUAGGCUCUGGCAAGUCGUCUUUGCUGUCUGCAAUUUUGGGAAACCUCAGAAUUUUUUCAGGAUCUGUGGAUCGUGCAGAAAGUGUGGCGUAUUCUCCUCAGUGUCCGUGGAUACAAAACAAGACUCUUAGAGAAAAUGUACUUUUUGGGAGUUUGUUUGAUGCCGAACUGUACGACAUGGUUCUAAAGGCAUGUUGUCUUGAGAGAGACCUAGAGAUACUUCCAGGUGGAGAUACGACGGAAAUUGGCGAAAGAGGAAUUAACUUAAGCGGGGGUCAAAAGCAGAGGGUCAGUUUGGCAAGAGUAGCUUACCAAAGGAGAGAACUUUAUCUCUUUGACGAUCCGCUGAGCGCAGUGGAUGCUCAUGUAGGCGCUUCCAUUUUCAAUAACCUUAUCGGACCACGAGGAAUGUUGAAAGAAACCACACGAAUCUUGGUCACCCAUAACCUUUCGGUGCUCACUGAAGUGGACUACAUUAUCGUUAUGCAGAAUGGGUCAGUAGUUGAAACAGGCACCUUUCAAGAUCUCAAACAUCAAGGAAGUAUCCUUUCGAAGUUGCUAAGGAACGUUUCUAAGAGAGUUCAUAAAUUCGCGGCCCAUGAAGACAGUUCUGUAAAAACAAGCCACGUGCCAGACAUUGAACAGGGGCCGCGGAAGAGCAAUCUUGUAGAGGAGGAGACAGUGGAGGAGGGUUCAGUCAGUCUCCAAGUAUACGGAACCUACAUAAGACACGCUGGACCUUUGUUCCUAUUCGUAAUUUUGUGUUACGCUGGAUAUAUUGCAAUCGGUCUAUUCGUUGGUAUCUGGUUGAGCGAAUGGGUUAAUGACUCAUUAUUUUCUGUCCAAAUUCAGGACCUAUCGCUGCGCAUCUACAGAAUAUGGGUUUACGUGAUCCUCGUCGUUUUCAAAGCCGUUGUGAAUUUUUUCGCUAUCUCAACGCUGUGGAAGGUAGCACUCUCAUCUUCCACAAGGCUUCACCAGCUGAUGCUCUACGGUGUCAUGAGGACAUCUUUGUCAUUUCUUGAUGUCACACCUUCUGGUCGCAUAUUGAACCGUUUUGGCAAAGAUGUUGAUCAGCUCGAUGUCCAGCUUCCGACAACAGCGCAUUUUUUUCUUAACUUUUUGUUCCUUUUUGUCUCAUCUAUUAUCCUCGUAUGCAUACAUAUUCCUAUUUACCUUCUUAUUGUCAUUCCUGUUUUGGCGUGCCUGUUGGUUUUACUUCAAAAAUACGCGGUCCAAUUUCGUCAAGUCAAAAGGUUAGAGACUGUCACCCGUUCUCCAGUCAACAAUCACUUUUCGGAAACACUUGCGGGGUUGAGCAGCAUCAGGAGUUUCGGCGUCCAGGGUGUUUUCCUUCGAGAUAAUGACGAUAAGAUUGACACUAUGCAGACUUGUACUGUAAACGGCUUUAAUUUUGAAUACUGGGCAGAAGUCUGGAUGGAGGUGGCCAAUGAAAUGCUCCUGUUUUUGAUGCUGCUGCUUCUCGUUACUAGCCGCGACAUGAUCAGCACGGGAAGAGCAGGUCUUCUAGUGUCCUACACAAAUAAUGCUCUAAAUUUGUUCACCUCUUUUAUUUUCUACUCCAAUGAACUGGAAGCAACGUUGCUGUCGGCGGAACGUUUAGAUGAGUACGCGCGAUUGACACCUGAAGAACCGUGGACGUCGACGUUAAAACCGGACCCUCACUGGCCAGCUUCGGGGGCUGUGUCCUUCAAGUCUUACUCGACUCGGUACCGGGAUGGUUUGAGUCUGGCCCUCAGGGACGUCAACGUAGACAUUAGCCCCGGUGAAAAAUUGGGGAUCGUAGGACGAACGGGUGCCGGCAAGUCAACCAUAACUCUAAGCCUUUUCCGCAUCAUCGAAGCAGCGUCUGGCAAGAUUGUUGUAGAUGGCAUUGACAUUUCUGCUUUGAGGUUACAUGACCUUCGGUCCAGAAUAACUAUUUUACCACAGGAGCCGGUUCUAUUCCAAGGCACUCUGCGGUUCAACCUUGACCCAGCUGGGCAGCAUGAUACUGCUGAGCUCUGGUGGGCACUGGACAGAUCUCACCUCGGCGAUUUCUUCAGAACAACCUAUGGUCUAGACUUUGAAGUUACAGAAGGUGGACUCAACCUCAGCGUUGGACAGCGGCAACUGGUCUGUCUUGCGAGGGCCGUGUUGAGAAAGACGAAGAUCCUUGUGCUCGAUGAAGCCACGGCGUCAGUCGACAUGAAUACUGACUUGCUCGUUCAGCAGACAUUGAGAGACGCGAUGAGUGGGUGUACAGUGUUGACCAUAGCUCAUCGUCUUCAAACCGUUUUGUCUUCAGACCGUGUUAUUGUGAUAGAUCAAGGGAGGGUUGUUGAAGUUGGCAGUCCGGCAGAACUCUUGACAGAUAUAACUUCGUCGUUCUACGCCAUGGCUCUUGAAGCGGGAGUUGUGUUUGACGGCGUCAAAGCGUAAGCGAGAGCGUCGGAAAAGAAAAUUGUUUGAAAACGUUGGGUAUGAAAGGCUUAAAACGGCAUAGUUUGAUUUUUUUUCCUCGCCUGAAGGGUUUUUCUGGCAAGUUUUGCGCAUUUCCUCGCAUUGAAUAUUAAAAAAAGACUUACAAUAUUUAAA